Molecule: messenger RNA, 516 nt
Organism: Aegilops tauschii subsp. strangulata
Lineage: Eukaryota; Viridiplantae; Streptophyta; Magnoliopsida; Poales; Poaceae
Source: RefSeq, a predicted model, not a curated record
AUGCUCACCCGCGUCCGCACCGGCGCUCGACGGCUGCGGCCGGGAGCAGCAGGCCGGGUCGCUGGGGAGGCGCGCGAAGGUGGCGACGACGGCUGUAGGCGGUGCGGGGCAGGGGGCCGUCGGCAGUGGCGGGCGGAGGCAAGGGUGGCCGGCUAUGGCGAGCAGCGACAGGGAGCAGGGGAAGGGAGGAGCAGCAGCGGCAGUAGCACAAGCAGCAGCAAAAGUAGCCAGCGGCGGGAGCAACAACAACGUAGCGGCAGCAGGGUGAAGGCGGCGGCGGCAGGCGCUGGGGCACGGGCACGCCCGGCCGGGCGCGCGCAGGGGUCUGUAGGCAGCGGGGUAGCAGCAGCGGUGACUACUCGCGGGAGCAGCGGCGGCGGCUGCUGCGGCUUCCAGCAGGAGCGGCAGCAGCGAAGGCACGUGCGGGCUGGCGCGCGCUGGGCGGCCAAUGGCGCGGCCCGACGCGGCCAGAGCCUGCGAGCGCGGCCAAGGGCGCGUCAAUGGAGCAGCGAAUAG